Morone saxatilis (striped sea-bass) is the source of this 3054-nucleotide messenger RNA. RefSeq lists its product as uncharacterized. Gene Ontology annotation, molecular function: GTP binding. The coding region runs from base 206 to 2212 and encodes 668 amino acids. The transcript has 2 exons. The record is from RefSeq and is a predicted model, not a curated record. Lineage: Eukaryota; Metazoa; Chordata; Actinopteri; Moronidae.
GUGUGUGUCUGUCUGUAUCUGUUUGUGUGUGUGUGUGUGUGUACCACAGCUAUCAUCCAACAGAGGGCAGGCAGCAGCCUCUGUACAACCAAAGUCCAAUGUUUUUGUACAGUUUGAGCUCAACCUAGCAUUUAGCUUCAGCUCCAUAAAGCCCUAACUAAAGCCUGACUGCAGAGGGGAAAACCACUUCUAAUGAGACUGAGCGAUGUCUUGUAACGUGGACUCUGUUUUUCCUCCAGGGGAUGAGGAAGAGAAAAAGGAGCCAGUUGACAUGGACAGUGAGAAGGAAGAAGACAACUGGAGUGAAGAACUCAGGUUGGUCCUCAUCGGAAAGACCGGAUCUGGCAAGAGUGCGUCUGGAAACACCAUCUUGGGCCGAAAGCAGUUCCUGUCGCAGAUCAGUGCCAGCUCUGUCACCCAGAUUUGCCAGCUUGGGAGCGCUGAACUCACCGAGGAAGAGGAUGCUGAGGAGGACGGCCAGACUGUCUCACGGAAGAGGAUGAGGAGAGUUGUGGUGGUUGACAUGCCAGGUUUUGGGGACACUCACCUCAGUGUGGAGCAGAUUCAUGCAGAGAUAGCCAAAUGUGUGUCACUGUCUGCCCCUGGGCCACAUGCUUUCCUCCUGGUGGUGCCAGUAGGUCGAUACACAGACAAUGAGAACCAGGCUGUCUGCGAGUUGGCUAAGAUAUUUGGGGAGGAUGCAGUCCGUCACCACACUGUGGUUCUUUUUACCAGGGGAGAUGACCUGGAGGGCGUAGCGAUUGAAGAGUACCUGAGGGAGACUGCACCUGCUGGGCUUAAGGCUCUGAUUGACAGGUGUGGGGCCAGGUACCAUGUACUCAACAACAAAGACCCCAGAAACUCGGCGCAGGUUAACCAACUCUUAAUGAAAGUGGACAGGAUGGUGAAGCAGACUAACGAAGGGUUUUAUACUAACACAAUGUUUGCAGAAGCAGAGGCUGUCAUCAGGGAGGAGCAGGAAAGGAUGUUGAGGGAGCGAGGGCAAGCAGAGGGGGAGGAACAAGGGGGUAACAAUGGGAGCUUGGAAGAACGGGCUAAACUUGCCAAACGAAGGAAGUGUGACUUGGAGUCUCACGGAGCAGAGGGCACCGAUAGAGGAUCACAAGGGGUCAGAAAGAGGGAGUUGGAGGGAGGAAAUGAAGAAGAUUUUAGGGUGGAGAGAUGGAGAGAGGAGAGCAGCGGCUUCAGCCUGCUGAGGGACCGGUCCAGAGGCAGGCGCAGAGGCAGGACCGUGACCCAGCGACAUGCUCUCAGGUCGUCCUUGAUGAGGAGGGAGGCUGCGCUCUCUGCUAAGGUCCUGCAGAGAGUUAAGAUCCUGGUGGCUGCUGGAGCCACAGGCAUGGCAGUGGGAGCAGUGUUUGGGGCAGCGGCCCCUUUAGCAGCUGCAGCCGGGGCAUCUCUCAUGGGGAACUCGGUUGGUUUUGCUGCAAGUCAGUUCGCUGGGAUGUCUGUAGCGGGAGGCACUAGUGUUGGGAAAGCUGUGGGGGCAAUAGUGGCAGCAGCCUCAGGGAAAACUGCGGUGGCUCUGGGGGCAGCAACAGGUGGAGUUCUGGGUGGUUCUGUUGGAGCCAUUGCUGGUACUGAGGCUGCCAGUCCUAGGGAGGGCGCUCUGGAUGCCCUUGGGCAGGUUAGUAUCAUAGGGGCCUCUGCUGUGGGGUUGGCAGCAGGUGUGGGAGGCACCAUGGGAGCUGGGGCUGCUUUUGGCGCAGCUCUGGAGGGAGCAGCUUUCAGCACAGCAGCUCUCAGUGGAGCUGAAACUGCAUCAGUAGGGGCAGCUGGUGUAGCCAGCGUGCCUGUGGCUCAGAGUAGUUUUGCUUCAGCAGCAGGGCAGCAUGCAGUGGCCACUGUAGGAGGUGUAGGGACUCCUCAGUGUGCUGCAGCAGGAGCAGCCUUAGCUCAGGAGAUAGCUGUGAAUGUCCCAGUGGCUGCUGGGUCUCCUGGUGCCGUGUGUGGGUUAACGGGGCCCAGUGUGACGUCAGUGGCCAGCAGGGUGUCAGACCACUGGGGCACUGUGGCGGCAACAACACGGAUCCUGAAUGCAGUGGCUGAAAUAGGCAAAGCUGCAGCAGGCAUUGCCCUGGCUGGUGGUCUGGUAGUGAAGGUGGUAAAAGAGAAAGUCAGAUGUGGCACAAGAACAACUGAAGCCAGUUACACAGAGAAGAAGUCUUAUGAGAUCUACUGGAACAAAUAAACACAAUGAAACAAUUUGCAUAUAUUUUCCUUGAUACAUUAGUAGACUCCACUGUAGCUUCCCUCAGUGAAAGAUAUUGCUAUCAGCAAGGACAUGCAAACCAUGUCGGAGAUGCACAGCUAGCAGUGACAGAAAUGUAAUAUAAAACAAUAUCAUAUGAACAAGUAAUCACACAUUAUAAGAGAUAAAAGAAAGCAGAAGCUGUAUUUGCAAGUAUUGAUAGGAACUGUUUGAGGCUGGUGAAGGAGUUCAGUGACACAAUGCUGUGUGGGAUGACUAAUGAAGGAUAUCAGGUGCACAGUCCUGUGAUACCUUUACUUUAUUUCCCCUUUUUUUCAAACACAUUUUUAUCUAAAUCAGUUUAGGAGGCGAUUGAUUCACCUUGCUGUUGGUUGGUUUGGAACCAGACCUGAUGUCUUCAUACACAUUUAUUUUUAUAAAAUAAAGAGAAAUUAAAAAGAGACAUUUACUCCUGGAAACUAAACUGCUGAAAAUGUGGGUCGUCACAGUUCCACUUUGUGAACUCGAUGAAUGAAUGACAUGAAUUUCAUAAAAGUAUUUAAUGUGACUUACUUUUGCCCUCUUUAACGAAUCACAGAAUUAUAAAGAGACCAUAAGAAAUUCUCUUAAGCACCAUAUUAAAGUGUUUGCUGAGUGAGAUCAAUGUGUGUGUAUAAUUAUUUUUGAGUGUGGAAAAUGAACAAAAGGACUGAAGUAAUAAAAAGCACUUAAACGUUGUGGUUUUUUGUUUGCUGUUAUGUAUUGUACGCUGGUUUUCAACAGGUAAUACGUGUGUUUACUUUGUUGCAGUUAAAUAAAACAACCAUUCUUCCCUGACUGAA